GGUGGCAGCAGCAGCAAUUUUGGUGACUGUAGUGGUGGUGACACCAGUGCUCUGUUGACUGUGUGGUGGUAAUACACUUCCCUAGUAACUAUAGAGGUGGUGGUGGUGAUGACAGUAAUGUAUUGAUUGCAGUGGUGAUGUGUUGAAGUUACCUGAAGAUAGUUUCAGGGGUCUCCACCCUUUUGGCCCAGUCCCAGACUUGGCCUCCUAGUUGAUGGCCAGUUCAGCCAAACUGUUGGUGCUAGCUUGAUCAGUUCUGAUCAGCCUGGCUGAUCAGGACUUAACUUGAGGAACUUAGUUCCUUCUGGAAGACAGCCAGUGAUCUGUUUGUAGUUUCCCUGUGUAUGAAAGGGGGGUGUUCAAGAAUCUUGGUCCUUUUUACACUUAUUGAGUUAUCUCUUAGUGUGGCCAGCCCUGUGGUUGCUAUCUUGAACACUGUGCUUGAUUGUCCACUUAUUGAGGAAUAUAGAUACAGUAUAAUAAUCUAUGUGACAUGGCAAGGUAUAUUUUUAAUGGAAAUAUGUACCAGAUAUAUUAAGCAAAUUUCCUUAAUUUGCUAGUAACAGAUUAGUGAACUGUAGAUAUAAAUCCAAAUGUACUCUUGUUAACCCUUCUGGGGCCUAGUUCCUAGGCCUACUGUGUAUUCAUAUGUUCUUGCACUACCAUCCACAGGAUGGAUAUAGGGUGCACAAUAAACUAGCCAUUUCAGUGGCAAAAUCUAAUCUAAAUCUUAGUGCAUUCGUUGUAUUUCUGCUUUUUAUCAGUGAUAUUUUGCACUGUCUUCUGAGCCUCUUGUUUUUGUAGGAAGUAAUUUCUGUGUAGAUUUGGGACAACGUCCUCCAGAUUUUUGCAUGUGUAAAUUAUUGUAUGAUCUAUUUUUCUCGCCUAUAUUCCCGGGAGCACUGCUUAAGGGACUUAGGCAUUUCCCAAUAAUUCAAGUAAUUCACUGAAUUUAUACAUACAUUGAAGUCUCGGUUGAAUUCUAUAAAUCUGCAAUUUCACCAGACUUAAAGGGACUGUUAGUGUUCAGUAAUAUUCCAGCCUAGAGAGGUGGUGACAGUAGUAUUUGGUUGAAAGUACACUUUGAUGGUGAUAAUAGUGCCUGGUUGGUCAUGGUGGUAAUGAUGGUGCCAUGGUGGUAGUGUAGAGGUGGUGAUAACAAGUGUCUGGUUGACAUUGGCAGCAAAAUAGUGUGGAAAUUGUGAUAAUGAUAGUAUAGUGGUGAAACUCGUGUGUUGGUGAUAGUGUUUCUGGCAGUGAUACUGGAACUAUUGGUAGUAGUGGUGUAGUGUACAGAAUACUAGCUCUCACUGAUGAUGGAUUACACCCAGUCAUACACUCGCUCUUGGAUCAUCAAGAGGACUCCACACUAACAUACUGCAGUCUUAUAAAUUACACAUGUACAAUGCAGUUGCAGGAAGACUUGAGAGAGAUCAGUGGCUUGACGCAUGCAGAUCAGUCACCAGGAGCUACUGGCUGUUCCUCACCAAUACCUCUCUGUGAAGAUCCUGAGGAUGAAGUAGAGCCUGGGGAACUAGUGUGUUCCUUCCCUCUGAAAAACUGGUGUACAUGUUACCUCUGUUGCGAUGAUGGGCAUGGCAGCACAUAUUUUCCUAUAUCCAGCAGAUAUGGCUGCAAUUGUUUUAGAUGUCUCCAUGGCUGUGUGAACAAGAGUCACAAAAGCAGCAAACAUUCCAAUAAUAUUAAUGAUGAUUUGCCAAACAAUAAAAUACUCGUAGGUGAAACCAGUGAUGACCUCCAUUUAAAUAUUUCAGAAAAUUGUUUGUCCAGACAAAAAAUUACAGAAAACAAAAUUGCUAGUGAAAGUUUACAUAGCACUUCUCAUAAAUUAGUAAGCAGCGAAAAAAACUUCGGAACAGUAAACAACUUUUACACUAUAAAAGCACAUGUGCACAAUUACAAACAAAUAAUUGCUCAAAAAUCAUCAAAUACUGACAUCAUAUUAAUGGUCAAGAGGAAUAGCAGGGGACAUUCAGUUAAUUUUCCUCUCUUAAGGUUACCUGCUGCUGAACGUGGCUAUGUCAGCGUGCAUCCCAAGCAGACUUCAAGUUUUGAAGAUACGUGGAAGCAACAUCUGGGCUCUUGGGAUGCUCUGGUGCUUCCACUUGGUAGAAGUAUUGAAGCCCAACAGUGUUUACCUCCAGAUGACAAACUAUUGGCUCUUCCAUUACUAAAACUUCCACACGAGGUGCAGCAACCUAGAAAUCAUACAGAUGGACACACACCAGUAUUCGUUAAAGAUAAGGAGAAUUAUUCACCCCAUACAGUAUUGAAAAAACAUUUUGAUAAAAAAUUGCAAAAAAAGGAUAACAUUUUGUUCUUCACAGAAGAGGGCCAGACAUUUUCACCUGCAUUUGGGAACAAAUGUACAAAUGUUAACUCUAAACUGCUUCCACAUGACUGUUGUCCGGCUUCAGAUAAAAGAAGUCUGAGAGCGGAGGUAUCAUCAGAGCCAAGAAUGGACGGGAUUGAAGUGGUUAAAAAGAUUGGCCAUGGGAGCUAUGGCUCUAUCUGGUUGGUUAGGAGAUCCAGUAACAAGAAAAAUUUAGUUCUCAAAUGUGUUGAGCUGGUGCAUUGCAACCAACAGGAGGUUGAAGCUGCCAGGCAAGAAGUUCUCCUUCUGUCAGUCCUUAAACACCCCAAUAUUGUUUCUUACAAGGGAUCAUUUGAACUGGAUUGUCGGCUUCACCUUUUGAUGGCAUACUGUGAGGGAGGAGAUCUCUCUACUCGUAUCAAAUUGCAACAUGGAUCACUAUUUCCUGAACAGAAAAUUAUUCGUUGGUUCAUCCAGAUAACUAUGGCACUGCAGUACCUGCAUGUGCACAACGUUCUCCACAGGGAUCUCAAAUCACAGAAUAUUUUCCUUACCCGAUCAGGACUUAUUAAACUGGGUGACUUUGGCAUUGCACGAAUUCUGAAUUCUUCUGUUGAUAUGGCAACAACAAUGAUUGGAACUCCUUCCUACAUGAGUCCAGAAUUAUUUGCUGGUCUUCCUUACAACUACAAAUCGGAUAUAUGGGCUUUAGGAUGUUUACUUUAUGAAUUGGCAACUCUAAAACACCCUUUUCCUGUCCGUGAUAUGUCGUCUCUGAUCUACAGAAUAUACAGUGGCAAGGUUGAAAGAAUAUCUAGCCACUACAGCAAAGAUUUGCAGUAUUUGGUGAGGUCUUUAAUGACUUGCAAUGUAGAGCACAGACCCAACACUUCGUGGAUCCUUCACCAACCCUUCAUCCGCCGUCACAUCUUGGUCUUCCUCAAUGAUACAACUAAUCUUGCAAGUGCCUGUGGCAAGAAUGAAAAGCAGAAUGCUGUUGCAGGAGACAAGAAGAGGGUAGAUAAAUUUGAAGGAGUGAAAUGUGUAACCAAGCAGGAUAGCAGAAAAAAUUAUAGCCAUUAUCCUGACAGGAAAGUUUUUGAUAUCAAACGUGAGACUCUACAUGAUAAUGGAAAGCAAAGUAAACCAGUUAUGUACCAUUAUAAUUUACAUUCAAAGAGAUGCUCUGGGUUUCUUCAGACAGAGUUAAACUCAUUGUGUAUAUCUGAAGAUAAGAUGAAGUUAGAUGCAUUAAGGGAGGAAACUAAGCAAGCUGAGACUAAAGAAUCUGUGUGUGAACAACACGAAAAAUGUGAGUUGCCAGCUGCUGGCAACAUCGACUCGCGGUCUCGAAGACGAUGGCGCAGUGUUAAAAAGUUAGUAAUUGAAGGCAGCAAAGAUUGGGAAAAGAGCAGUUCCUAUGCUAAUCCAGGAUCUUGGGGUACUGAGAAAGAUGGAGUGGACGAUGCAAAGUUAAUCUCACGUUCAUUUUCAGCUCGUGAACGAAGAAGGCAAAAAAGACUCAAAGAAAUUGAAAUGGAAAGAGAUGAAACUCUGCUGGAACAUGCAAAGUUUACCAAUUCUCAGGAAAACCAGUCAUUCCCAUCUCUUUAUAAUAAUGACGAAAAUUUUUCUUCAGAUGAUUUUGAUUUACAUUCUUCUUCUAGUGCAAUGUUUACCCUAAAAACUGAGGAAGACAAUGAGUUUCUUCACAUGCUGAGCACAACUUUAACUGAAGACUCAUCACUGACAUGUGAUGAAGUAGUUGCUGAAACUGUAAGCAAAGAGAACAGUGGUGAGGUGGAGGCAAGAGUCUCUCAACUUGAAGCAUCUCUUUUUGAUAUAGUGGGAGAGGAUGCAGCAGUGUGUGUAAUAGACCUCCUGAAACUAGAAAGGUGGGAGGUGUGGGACAAGCAGCAGCAGGCAAUUCAGGAACUGCUAGGUGAUGAACUCUUCAAUUCUGUAGCUUCUACUGUCUGCAACCUCAAACUUUGCUAUUCCUUUAGACACGACUUAAAAAACAAUUAACCAAAUGAGAGUUAAAUGCAAAAAUGUUGAGAUAUUGAAAUUUCUGGCCAAGAAUUCAGGCUCAGGACAGUAGAAUGCUGGAAUAAUUUAGUGACAAGUUAAUAGAUACCAAAGACUAAUUCAUAAGUGUUAUUUGUUAACUCAUUUAUUACAGGUAGUGUGACCCUAAAAAAGGAGAAAUACUUUCACUAUCAUUCAGUCACUGUCUUGCCAGAAGCUUGCUGACACUACAGUUCAGAUGGCCCUCUGAACUGCACCAUCCUUACCCAUCCCUCAUAAUACUGGCAUUGUACUUUUAAUUGUUAUUGUGUAAAUAUAAAUUAUGACUGAAUGGAAUGCCAUGGAGUAAUUUCAUUAUAAAGUAAGCAGAUGGUCUGGAGUUGCUGCCAUAUUGCUGUUAAAUUUUUGGACUUUAUCUUUUGCAUUCAUGACACUGCUAGUUUUGUCAUAAAUUUCAGGCAUGAAUAAAACUACAGGUAACAUACAUGAGAUGUGUGGCACCACCUGUGUGUAUUAUAUAGGAAUGUGGUAAAAUAUAAAUUCAUGGUCUGUGAAUGUGAUCCCAAAGCCAAAAAGAAACGUGAAGUACAAAUUAAUAAAAUAUAUCCAUUAUCCUUUAAAAGUGUGUUAAAUGUCAAACUUAAAAGUUUUUAUUUUUUCAGUAGCUUGUCCACCUGAAGUGGCAUCUCAUCCAUCAGGACAAAUUUAACCAAAACAAGUGAAACUUUGUAAAAUUGUCUCCUAUGCAAGUUCUCUAACAGAAAAUUUGCUGCCAUGUUUUAAAAUGCAGUAGCUUUUAACUCAGUUUAGGGACAAAAGAUAUAAUAUAUAGGAUUAAGCCCAUAUUUUAAUUGCCUUCCAUACUUAUUACAAAAAAUUUCAUAUUUUUCUUGUAAACAAAUAAACGUUUAUAUUAU
Messenger RNA from Cherax quadricarinatus, 5280 nucleotides. RefSeq lists its product as uncharacterized. Gene Ontology annotation, molecular function: protein kinase activity; ATP binding. Gene Ontology annotation, biological process: protein phosphorylation. Lineage: Eukaryota; Metazoa; Arthropoda; Malacostraca; Decapoda; Parastacidae. The record is from RefSeq and is a predicted model, not a curated record.